AAGAUCAAGGAUGGUCCAAUAAUGUACACCCUCACACAACUACACAACCUCAUUUUGAUUGUACUUUCCUUUUCCAUGAUGUGUGGUAUUAUAUAUGAGAUUUAUCAAAGAUGUUUAGAUGAAGGUGUUUUCAGAGGAGCAAUUUGCCCCGAUGAUGACAAGGAAUCAAAGUUAAUGACCAAUGGGCCUGUAGCCUUUUGGGUGUUUGUUUAUCACCUUUCCAAAUACUACGAAUUGGUGGAUACAUUGUUGAUUGUUGUUAAGAAAAAACCCUUAAUUGUCCUUCAUGUGUAUCAUCAUUUAAUAAUGAUUUGGAUUACUUGGAGUUGGCUUAAGGACCCUUGGUUUAUUGGCUCCUGGUGGUGUAUAUUUGUUAACUCAAUAAUCCACACAAUCAUGUACUAUUAUUAUUUGCAAGCAGCAAGAGGAAAGGUACUUAAAUGGAAGAAUAUCCUAACUGGUGGUCAAAUUGUUCAAUUAUUUUCUGGUUUCUUACUUGUUUCAUAUUGGUUCUUCAUCAAAGGUGAAAACCAUUGUUCUAAUGGGUAUUAUGCAGGAAUUUUUUCUCAUCUUGUUAAUGGUACUUUGAUCUUACAAUUUAUUCAAUUUUUCUACACUAACUAC
Naegleria gruberi is the source of this 624-nucleotide messenger RNA. RefSeq lists its product as uncharacterized. The record is from RefSeq and is a predicted model, not a curated record. The transcript is spliced from 2 exons. NCBI's taxonomy places the organism in Eukaryota, Heterolobosea, Eutetramitea, Acrasida, Naegleriidae. Gene Ontology annotation, biological process: fatty acid elongation, monounsaturated fatty acid; very long-chain fatty acid biosynthetic process; fatty acid elongation, polyunsaturated fatty acid. The annotation marks the transcript as partial. Gene Ontology annotation, cellular component: endoplasmic reticulum membrane. Gene Ontology annotation, molecular function: fatty acid elongase activity.